AAGGCAUUCAACAAAACAGAGAGGCUGAGAUUUACUGAAGCAUUUUGUUGUUUAGCUAGCUAGCUACCAACAACAUUUACAAAUAGCUCUACUUCCCAGAGCUAACUUUUAUGGCAUAAUGCUGGAUCAUUAUUUUGACAAACUUGGAGUCACAGGUGAAUAAAGGGACUGUUACAGCGUGUCUGUCUGCUGUCUCUAUCUGCGUGUCUGUCAGCGUGUGUGUGACAGGGCCACUAUGAGCCAAGCUGGGGAGCAGACCAACCCUCCCAGUGGAGGAGGUGAGGAGGAGACUACUCCUUUAUCAGCCCUGGCUCCUGAUGCUGCCCUACAGGAGGAGAGCCUGGCCCUGGGCCCCACUCACGUCUCUGCCAGCCCAGCCUUCCAGUGCUUAGACCAGCUGUUCUCUACUGGGAAGAUCAGCGGGACCAAAGCAGCGAAGCUCAAAGCCAGUUUCAGCCUGCUCCAUGACACCUUGAAAAGCUCUCAGCAGUCAGAGAUCCGGCUGCUGCAGGAGCAGCGGUUCAGAGCAGAGCUGGAGCGCCAGCAGAGAGAUCUGGAGAUGGCUGAGCAGUUCCCUGAUGGGCCGGACACAGAGGUCAGCCGCAUGCGACAGCAGCUCCUCAAGUCCCACAACGACCUGCGGCAGGCAGAGGAGAGGGACUACCAGAUGAACUACCAGCUAGAGUGUCUCACAGAAGAGAAGCUUUGCCUGGAGAAAGAGUAUGAGUCUCAACCCAAACCAGUUGAGCUGGAGAAGCGUGCGAAGGCCCUGAAGGACAGCAGUGAGGAGCUGAGGAAGGAGGUGUCUCAGAGGAGACAGGAGAUACACAGCCUGCUGGAGGAUAUGGAGGCCAGAAACAAACUGAUGACCAGGGAGCAGAGAGAACUGGACCACAAGAAGGACAGCAUAGUAAACAACCAGGCUGAGUUGGCCCAGCUUCUGUCUGUGCCUGGCCAGUUGGGGAAGGAGAUUGAGAGGAUCAACAGGAAAAAGAUGGAGGUUGAGAAAAGUAAGGCGGCCCUAGACGAGCAGCUGUCUGAGGUGGCGGCUCUGCAGAAGAUGACGGAGGCCCGCUGUCGCUCCCUGGAGGAGGAGAAGAGGGAGGUGAGGAGGCAGGUGGAGGGGCGCAGGGCACACCUGGAGGCUGCCGAGAGGGAACACAGCAUGCUGCAGAAAGAGCAGGAGAUGACCAAGGAGAAGGAGGUCAUUAUGAUGGGACAGAGAGGUAUGCUGGACAUCAAUACAGGCCACUGCAUCAUGGAAAGGAAGACCGUGCAUGAGAGUCUGGCACAAAAGCAGCGUGAGAGAGACCGUCAGCUCAGAGAGCUGAAGAAGGUGGAGCUGCAGCUCAAAAUGGCCCAGGACGCGCUGGUCCACACUCAGCUACUGCAUGACAAGACCAAGUCUACAAGGGAUGUCAAACCCAAAAGUGACAGGAUUCUGAAGACAAGACAGGAGAUACAGUUAGAAGUGGACAAGCUGAAGAGAAACUUGAUUCAUCAGCAACCAGUAGCUGAGGUGGAGACCCAGCUGAUAGAACAGUGUGUGGAACAGGAGCAGGAGCUGAUGAGACAGUCUCACAGACACAGAGAGGAGCUCCACACCCUCAGCUGUCUGACUCAGAUCAAAGCUGAUGAGAGAGAGCAGAAGUCCAGGGACCGCCACAGGGCUGAGCAAAGAUACCAUCGCAUCAAGCAAGAGCUGAGAGGCAAGAGUCUGGUGAUCCAUGAACUCAAGAAGCAGAACCAGGAGGUCCAGUCCAGGCUUGGUGUGUUUGCCAAGCUGUAUGACAACAUCAAGGGUGAUAGGAACAAGUGUAUGAACCUGAUCCAGAUGGCCUCCCAGAGAACGGCUGAGAUGAGAGAGAAGUUCAAGAUCCUGGACAACGAGAUUGAGAUCCUCAGAACCAACGCCAUCAACAAAGAGAAGCUGCUCCAGAAGUCCCGUCUGAAGCACUUCCACAGCCACACCAUCAGAGACAGCCUGAGGAACGAUAUCUCCAAGGUGACCCUGGUGCUUCAUGAGAUGAGACAGAAGAGGGAGGAGCAGAAGCUGAACUUGGGCCGGCUGACCCACAUGAUCAACUACCAUGAACAGAACCUGCUACAGAUGAGGAAGAGCCACGACAACGCCGUGCAGAGUCGCAAUGACAGAGGGGUACAGUUGCUGGAGCGUGAGGAGGAGAUGUGUAUUUUCUACGAGAAGGUGAAUGUUCAGGAGGGCCUGAUCAGAGACGGUAACAUAGAGAUGCAGGCGCUGGAGGAGGAGACGCGCUGCCUGCAGAUGAUCACCAAGGAAGAAGGAAGACAGACAGCCCUCAGCAGGAAACUGGUGCCCUGCCAGAGGAGACUGAAGGGAGAGAGCACCAUGCUGCAGAUACAGGUACAUUAG
Oncorhynchus masou masou (cherry salmon) is the source of this 2392-nucleotide messenger RNA. RefSeq names its product coiled-coil domain containing 146 (gene ccdc146). The record is from RefSeq and is a predicted model, not a curated record. The transcript has 16 exons. Gene Ontology annotation, cellular component: cytoskeleton. Lineage: Eukaryota; Metazoa; Chordata; Actinopteri; Salmoniformes; Salmonidae. The coding region runs from base 236 to 2392 and encodes 718 amino acids.